Molecule: messenger RNA, 2645 nt
Organism: Nymphalis io (European peacock)
Lineage: Eukaryota; Metazoa; Arthropoda; Insecta; Lepidoptera; Nymphalidae
Exons: 10
Coding region: 141-1472 (443 amino acids)
Source: RefSeq, a predicted model, not a curated record
UCAUUUGUGCACUGUAAAAAGUGUCGAUGUUGUGGCAUUUAUAGUCAAUAUGUUACAAAAUUAUUUAUAGUUAUGAGUUAAUUAUUAAAAUCAUAGUUACCUAGUUAAUAUAAAAGAUUACAAGUAAUGUUUUUGUUAAUAUGACGGAAGAAAAAACAGUUGAUAUAGAGCAAGAGCUCGACGAGCUCUUGACUAAAGUCCAGCCGAACCUUCAGGAUGUUAUUAAAAGAAGUUUUACUAAUGUGGCGUUGCAACAGACCAAAAAUGGAGAGCAAAUUAAACCAGAUACUUUGGAAGACGUUUCCUAUUUUGCCAAGAAUACACAGGUGAAUCUAACCAGAUUAGAAUUACUGAGACCUCCAACAUUCCACAUGCAAGCGGUAUCAUUAGACCUGAAAUCAAUGGGGCUAACUUUAAGAUGCUCCCUUGGAGAAGUAAAUAUAAAAGGACUGUAUAAUGCAUUUAAUGAGAACCUCUAUAACCUCAUACCGGUCAUGGCCGAAGGACAUGUUCUUAUAUCAUUGUCAAAUGUGACAGCAGACGUUAAUGUUGGCUUAGUGAUCGAAGAUGAUGCAUAUUCAUUUAUUAAUCCUGGAAUAGAAUUCUCUCAUGAUGAAGUACUUGUUAAGUUAUCCUGGCCGUCGCCGCAAAGAAGUGGAGGUUAUGAAUUUAUAACAACCGAGCAGCUGGCUAAGCAUAUAGAUGACCUGCCUCUCACCGCCGCGAUGUCUCUGCCCCUAUUCGCUUUACUCCGACACAAAUUAGAGCGACAUUUGAAACAAGUGUUACGGCAGGCCACCAGCGUCUCAGAAGUUAUGUGCUGUAAUCCAAGUCUGCUGGAAGCGUAUAGUUCAAUGGUGGACAGAAUAGCGGAGAAUGGUAACAGGGUGGUCGAUCUGGUGUUAAUCAAUAUGAGGAGAACGUUGCUACAAACGCGUCGAGAAGUUCUCGAACUGCCGCCGUUACAUGCUACAUUUUUGCACAAGAUAGGGUCAACAUCGUUCAUAGGUAAAUUGGAAACUGACACGGGCUGGAUUAAGAACCUGGCGACCAUAAACAGGAUCAACGACGUCAGCGUUUCAAGGUCAGACCCGCUGAAGACCACGUUCCACGUCACACUCAGUAUAAAGGACCUGCAGGUGGGCUACGAGGAGUACCGCGUGAAGGCGCUGGGCGUGUCGUGCGGCGGGCGCGUGUCGGCCGCCUUCCGCGACAACCGCCUGCGCCUCGCGCUCAGCGUGGGGCUCGCGCGCUGGGAGCCCUACGCGCAGCUCGACGACCUGCGCCUGCUGCGCCUCGAUGGCAUGGACAUGCACGCGAGCGGGCUGGGCCCGCUGAGCGCGCUGUGCGCGAGCGUGCGCGCGUGGCUGCGCGCCGCGCCCGUGGCGGCCGCGCUCGGCGCGCAGCUGCAGCACGAGCUGCGCACCGCGCUCGCCGAGCUGGCGCUGUGGGACCUCGCGCGGCCCGGCUAGAGCGCCCGGGUGUAUACUAGCACCUGUUUGUCGAAACGCGGUAUUGUUUCGUUACGUGUCCGUGAGACAAUAUUACUUUGCGAUGUAUUCGUAUACGUGCAUUGUAUUCGUUUAAUGUAAAGUCUUAGUUAGGCCUAUUUAUAUUCCUGUUUACAAAUUAUCGUCUGUGAUUUUGACAGAAAGAACGAUCGGGCUGACAAUCAAGUUCAGUAAGUGAAUAUUGUUAAUUCUAGGAGCGUUCCUUUUAUACCAUAAUACAUAACGACAAUGAUAUUAUUUUAUUAUUAAGAUAUUGAAGUGUAUGGAUUAAAUUAUUGUUUUAGCUAAUAUAGGACAUCUCAAAACAUCACACUGUCUCACGAGCAAAACAUAAAUGGAAUUAAAAUAUAUUUAAAUUAAAAGCAAUAAUUUUAUUGAUAUUAAUUGAAUUUAAUUUUUUUAUAUAAUUUUAUAGUUCACUGUAGUUGUUAUAGUUUAUCGUUAAACUCACCGUCCGAUGAUACUAAAUAAAUUGUUGUUAUUUUUUUAGUUCAAUGUUUGUUUUAUCAUAAAACAAGCGAUGAGGUUGUAUGUUCAUGUUCUUGUUAUUAUUUUAAGAAUAAAAUAAUUAUAAGCUCAAUUUAGUGGGAAAAGUAUGAAACAAUAGACUAGUAUAAAGAGUUACAAACAAUAGUAAUAUUUACAAUACGAAAUUUUUAUAUUUAUAUUUCAUAAUUUCUUCAAUAAUAAAUACUUAUUUCUGCAUUUUAGAUUUUUAACUGGUGAUAGGGCUUUGUGCAAGCUCGUCUGAGUAGGUACCACCCACUCAUCAGAUAUUCUACCGCAAAACAGCAGUGCUUGGUAUUGUUGUGUUCCGCUUUGAAGGGUGAGUGAGCCAGUGUAAUUACAAGCAAAAGAGACAUAACAUCUUAGUUCCCAAAGUUGGUAGCGCUUUGGCGAUGUAAGCGAUGAUUAACAUUUCUUACGAUGCCUAUGUCAAUGGGCGUUGGUGACCACUUACCAUCAGGUGGCCCAUAUGCUCGUCCGCCUACCAGUACUAUAAAAAAAGGUUCACCUGUCACAGUGUCUGUCAAGUUAAAACUAAUGCAUUGAAAAAGAAACUACAAAAUAUUUUUUUGCUAUCGCUCUUAUAUUUAAUACUUUUUGUUACCUUAGUAUAAUUUAUCUCAUAAA